UGUGGGUGGUGAGGUUUACUGUCAGCCUUGCUCGUUUGUUUACACAGCAACUUCCCAUGUGUACCUGGGACGAAGCUUCGCUAAAUUGUAAUCGAGUAUUUCAGAGAACAUUUGUGGAAUAACACCGACAGACGGUCACUCCACAGACACUGGGCAGCACAAGUUAGCAGUUAGCCUAGCAGCGGUGCGGACUCUCUGGCUCCGUGAGUGUGUGCGGGCUGCUGCCGGGACACACCGGCACAGACCCAGGUCCCUCCGAGGGAAAGUCUCGGACAUGAAUACCUGACAUCGUCCUCUCUUUGAUUCGAGCUGAACGAUGCCUCUCGGCCCCGCUAACCAUUCCCAGUUGAUUCGUUCCAUCCAGAAGGACGAAUAUUAUCAAACGUUCCUGAAGAACAACAGCAACGAAGCCUUUCAGACUCUUGCCGGAUCCAAACGAUGGCUGGACUGGAGGAAAGAGAUAGAGCUGCUGUCAGAUCUUGUCUACUAUGGUUUAACAACAUUCUCUGGUUACCAAACUCUUGGUGAAGAGUACGUCGGCGUCGUACAGGUGGAUCCCACUAAACGGCAGAUCCCCUCCCGGGCAAGACGAGGCUGCUUUGUCCUCUGUCAUGCCCUCUUGCCGUAUCUUCUGGACAAGGUCCUGGUGUGCUUGGAGAACGAGCUGGAUGGUGGGCAGGAGAGCCUCAGCCGUGUCAGGCGGCGGCCUGCCGGGACAUGGAGCCUGGAGUCUUGGCUGAGGAUGUGGGUGCAGAAGGCAGUGGGGCUGUUGUCAGAGCCCCAGAGGAAAACGUGCUUACCGGCCAUUUUCGCCCUCCGUCAGGGUCUGACCCUCCUGCACCGAUUCCAUGUGGCUCUGUUCUACCUCAGUGGCUCUUUUUAUCACCUGUCCAAGAGGAUGGCUGGUAUCAGCUAUCUGCAUGUGAUGGGGCGAUACGGCAGUGACGGGACCAUCAGAAGCAGCUACAGGCUGCUAGGUGCCGUGUCCCUCCUUCAGCUGGUCACCACUGUUUGUCUCCAGCUCAAUAAUUUCAGACAGAGACAGAGAGCCAGGACGGAGUGGAAGCUCUACAGAAAGCUCAGUCCUCAGCGCACGAAGAGCUCGAGCUCGAGAGUCGCCCGCUGCAUCCUCUGUCUGGAGGAGAGGAGACACUCCACCUCCACCCCCUGUGGACACCUCUUCUGCUGGGAGUGCAUCACAGAGUGGUGCAACACCAAGGCAGAGUGCCCCCUUUGUCGGGAGAAGUUCCAGCCUCACAGACUCGUGUACCUCCGGAACUACAGCUAGAUAUACGGAGCUAAACAAAACACACACACACACAAACACACACACACACACACACACACACA
Molecule: messenger RNA, 1350 nt
Organism: Paralichthys olivaceus (Japanese flounder)
Lineage: Eukaryota; Metazoa; Chordata; Actinopteri; Pleuronectiformes; Paralichthyidae
Gene: pex10
Product: peroxisomal biogenesis factor 10
Biological process (GO): protein import into peroxisome matrix
Cellular component (GO): peroxisomal membrane
Molecular function (GO): zinc ion binding
Source: RefSeq, a predicted model, not a curated record